Molecule: messenger RNA, 527 nt
Organism: Pelodiscus sinensis (Chinese soft-shelled turtle)
Lineage: Eukaryota; Metazoa; Chordata; Testudines; Trionychidae
Source: RefSeq, a predicted model, not a curated record
AGGAGCAUGGACAAGAACGCCUACGCCAUGGCCAAGUUCGGCUUGGAGUCCAGGGACAACCUGAUCUCCAAGAAGGACUGCGGCUUCUACGUCAAGUAUAUCUUCCUCUUCACCUCGGUCAUCCAGUUCCUGAUCAUCCUGGGACUGGUGCUCUUCAUGAUCUACGGCAACGCCCACGCCGGCACCGACACCCACCUGCGGCACCUGGAGGAGCAGGUGCAGGAGCUGUACGGCAAGGUAAUGGAGCUGAACAUGAAGAACCGCAACCUGACCCUGCAGCUCAAUGCUACCACCAAGGAGAAACUCACCUACUUCCAGAUGAAGGUGGCGACUCAGAAGGAGCUGGAGAAAUGCAACAACAGCCUCCGGGCCUGCAGCAGCAAAGAGCUCCAGUACCAGGGCGUCAUCGACUACGCCGUGGUGCUCCGCAUGACGGCAGACGAGUGCCUCCGGAACAUGAACUUACUGAACGUCACCUGCUACGGUGGGUGAGAUCGGCAGGGGCUCUCCCUCCCCCCCCCGCCCAG